GUGCUGUUUCCUUGUCAACAACGUCCCCUCUAUGUACUAUAGCAUCCCCUCAUUUUCUGUUGCACGCAUUGAAUUAUUAUACUUUUGAUCGGUUUUCGAUACUCUCAGCAUUGAGAAGUUGCUCUACUCGGCCAUGCGCUUCGGCAAAACACUCCGGAAAUCGGUCUACGAACCAUGGCAGGACAAAUACAUCGACUAUGCGAAGCUCAAAAGCCUCUUGCGCGAGGAUAAGCCGGAUGACGACGACGAACCAUGGACCGAAGAUGACGAGAACCGCUUCUGCGACGAGAUCUUCAAUGUGCAGCUCGAGAAGGUCGCGCAGUUCCAGGUAGAAAAAGUCGAGGACCUGCGCCGCCGCGUCGACGGCGCUUUUGAGAAACUCAGGGAGUUCCCCGCCGCCGACGAGGGCAAGCCGAUGGCCGCUGCCGAUACCCAGCAGCUCAAGGACCUCGAGACCGAGCUCGACACCAUCACCAACGAGGUCAAGGAGCUGCAGAAGUACAGCAACCUGAACUACACGGGCUUCCUCAAGAUCGUCAAGAAGCACGACCGGAAGCGUGGCAACCGGUACAAGAUCCGCCCCAUGAUGAUGCUCAGCCUGUCCAAGCGGCCCUUCAACUCAGAGCAGGCCUACUCGCCCUUGCUGAACAAGCUGUCCCUCAUGUACUUUGCCAUCCGCCAGCACUUGGAGGAACCCGGCGCCGGGGAUGCCUAUCCCGUCGACCCCGACAGCCAACCCGAGACACACAACGGCGAGAAGUACACCGCCCACAAGUUUUGGGUGCACCAGGACAACCUGCUCGAGGUUAAGACGUACAUUCUCCGUCGUCUGCCGGCUCUUGUGUACAGCGAGCAGUCAGCGAAGGAAGUGGAUGGCCAACAGGACCCGACAAUCACGUCGCUGUACUUUGACAACUCCACAUUUGACCUCUACUCGAAGAAAGUCGAAAGGGAGAUGGAGGCAUCCUCGCUGCGGUUGCGCUGGUACGGCCAGCUGAGCUCACGGCCGGAAAUCUUCCUCGAGCAAAAGAUCCUGCACGAAAACGGCAGCAGUGAAGAGCGCAAGUUUGUCAUCAAGGAGAAGUACAUCAAGGCAUUCCUUGAAGGCGACUACAGCAUGGAGAAGUCGGUGCAGAAGAUGGAGAGGCAGGGACAGAAACCUGAGGAUGUGGACCAGUUUCGGUCUACGGCAGACGCCAUCCAGCAAUUUGUCCGCGGGAACAAGCUUGAGCCGGUGGUGAGAGCCAACUACAAGCGGUCAGCCUUCCAGAAGCCGGGCGACGAUCGUGUGCGCAUCUCUAUCGACACCGACAUCGCCUUCAUCCGCGAGGACACGCUGGACCGCGACCGGCCCUGCCGCGACCCCAAUGAGUGGCACCGCGUUGACAUCGACAACAGCAACAUGACGUACCCCUUCAACAACAUCAACCAGAGCGAAGUCUCGCGCUUCCCCUACGCCGUCCUCGAGAUCAAGCUGAAGGAGGACAUCAACCGCGGCAAGCGCCCCUCCUGGAUCCAAGACCUGAUGGGGUCCCACCUCGUCCACCCCUGCCCGCGCUUCUCCAAGUUCGUGCAUGGCACGGCCUCGCUGUUCGAAGACUACGUCAACCGCCUGCCUUUCUGGCUCUCCGACCUCGACACCGACAUCCGCAAGGACCCGCAGGUCGCCUUUGAGGAAGAAGAAUCCCGCCGCGCCCAGCGUGCUGAAAACGAGCAAGUCGUCGGCAGCUUGCUGGGCACUAAACUUGGCUCGUACAAGCCAUCGCGCAGCUCGCCCGUCGCAAAGUCCUACCUCGCGGACCGCCUCGCCGCCGACACUGCCGGGCAAACUCCCAAAUCAGCCACCAGCCGCCCGCCAGCAGGUGACGAGGCAGGCGAACCAAGCAGCAGCGCGUUCGGCGCCCUCUCGCCGGAACCCCAAACUGUCGACGGCGCCGAGCGGUCGACCCUCAACUACGGCACGCUAUCCUCCGUCUUCCCGGGUUUUUCAUUGUCUAAGUACUCUCUUGCGAAGCAGGCGCGCGAGGCCCGCCAGCGCCAACAACAGGAUUCCGCGCCCCUGCCGCCAGGCGUCGUCGAGCCGACCGAGUGGCUCAAGAACGCCGGGCCGCUGCAGAUCGAGCCGAAAGUGUGGCUCGCCAACGAGCGCACUUUCCUGAAGUGGCAACACAUUUGCGUGCUGCUGGGCGGCCUAGCCGUGAGCCUGUACUCAGCCGGCGGCGGGAGCGGGAAUGUCCUCGCACAGGCCAUGGGCGCCGUGUUCAUUGGUGUGGCGAUAUUUGCCGGCGCGUGGAGUUACUUUGUCGUUGUCAAGAGGAGGGAGAUGAUUGUGCAGCGGAGCGGCAAGGACUUUGACUUCUUGGCGGGGCCCCUUGUGGUUAGUGCUGCGUUGGGGGUGGCGCUGGUGGUGAAUUUUGGUUUUGCGUAUCAGAAGGCGUUUGGCCAUGAUGGACGGAAUGGGAGCUCAGGUGUUGGAUUGAAUGGAACUGUGAUUGGGAAGAUGAAGGAGCUGCGGAUAUGAGGUGGUGCUGGAGAUGAUGUGUCGGUGGUUUGUUUGCAUAAGGUAUAUAAGUGGGAGAAGCGGUGGAAGUUGGAUAUUAGCAGCGGAGAACCACAGUAUAUACGAGACGUGUAAGCGUGUAAUGUGGGUGAUGGGUUGGAUUCCAAAAAGUGGGUCAGGACGGAAGUCGUCUCAAGGCUUCGAUGUAUGGUACGUGAGUAUAAGCAUUGGCAUGGUUGUGAUGGCAUCUUCAACAUGUAUGAAACAACUAUACAAGAGGUCUGGGCUUAGCCACAGCUACCCUCCCAUCUAAAGUUAAUAGCUGGCAUCUCGGCCUGUGUGCUAUCGCCUUUUCUGUCGCUCACACUCAGAUAAUGUAUGGCCUUUCUCCGGCGGGACUGCUCAGGAUAACCGAUGAAGACCUCCGGAAACUGUAUUGAGGAACAAUCACGCUGAUCAUGCCGCGUCUCGCUCCGAGGUGUAUAAAGUGGAUACGAGAUAAGAUUAGCUUGAGG
Molecule: messenger RNA, 3015 nt
Organism: Parathielavia appendiculata
Lineage: Eukaryota; Fungi; Ascomycota; Sordariomycetes; Sordariales; Chaetomiaceae
Product: SPX-domain-containing protein
Exons: 2
Coding region: 134-2521 (795 amino acids)
Cellular component (GO): vacuolar transporter chaperone complex; fungal-type vacuole membrane
Source: RefSeq, a predicted model, not a curated record